Messenger RNA from Lineus longissimus, 3256 nucleotides. RefSeq names its product allatostatin-A receptor-like. The transcript is spliced from 6 exons. Gene Ontology annotation, molecular function: neuropeptide Y receptor activity. The record is from RefSeq and is a predicted model, not a curated record. Gene Ontology annotation, cellular component: plasma membrane. The coding region runs from base 379 to 1812 and encodes 477 amino acids. Gene Ontology annotation, biological process: G protein-coupled receptor signaling pathway. NCBI's taxonomy places the organism in Eukaryota, Metazoa, Nemertea, Pilidiophora, Heteronemertea, Lineidae.
AUAUAUACGUGAGUGCCGGCUGUGAUACAAUUAACUCCAUUUGCAAACGGUACGUUCAGGAAGGCAUUUCAAUCUCAUCUUUCUAAAUCAGAGGAACGGUCUGAGAACGACGGACAGCUUUCGGUGGCGGAGAUACCUUCGUCUGCUAAAUCACGGCGUUUAUCUCGUCUUAUUUUUUUAGUAAAGGGAUUUUAUAUGUUUACGUCCAGGGAAUGAAGAAGCACGAUACACAACAUACAUGUACAGGUUUGUAGCAGUGCUGCAGCACCACCGUGAAGGGUGUGACUAUAUUUGAAUACCAAGCACCUCGUCAGGUUUUCGAUAGGACUGCCCUAUUGCAUCAUAUCGUCUGCAGCCGGAGGAGAUAGUGCUGACAAAAUGACGGACGAAGUACUAAUCAAUACUAUGUCGGAGGAUUCGGCCAACAAUCUCACGAAUGUGACCUACACUUCAGAGGAAAGCGAAGGAAUGGAUUUCGACUACAGUGACUUAAUGCCUCAGACGAUUGGCGAGUAUUAUUACUACGAAGGUGACAUCGAAAACAUAUUAGAACCAUGGAAUACCGUGUCCUACUUCAUCCCAUCCAUCAUCAUCUUCGCCGUUGCGUUUAUCGUCGGGGUAGCGGGGAAUUCAAUGGUCAUUUUCGUAAUGGUUGGAGACAGAAAAUCUCGGAGCGUCACGACAUUGUUUUUGGUCAGUUUGGCCGCAGCAGACCUGUUCUUUCUGUUGAUAUGUGUACCUUGCGAAUUGAUCAAGCACUUUCUCUUUAACACGGUAACAAUAGACGCAGCAGUGUGUAAAGUCGUCGGGUUUAUAGAAGUUCUCACUGGAAUGGCUUCUGUGCUGAAUUUAAUGGCUGUUAGUAUCGAAAGGUACGUGGUGAUCAUUUACCCAAUGAAGGCACGCUCGUUCUUCACGAUGGGCAGUAGUACCAAGAUUCUAAUAUUUGUAUGGGCUUUAGCCAUCAUAUUCUCUGCACCUACAUUGCAUGUGAUUGGCGUCGAAUACAACUCCUACUUUAAAAACCACACCAGGUCAGGGCCAGGACAGGUUUUCGUGAAGCAGCCAAUGUGUGUUGAGACGGUUGAGGACGCCGGCAGGACAGCCUACGCCUACUAUCAGUUGUUCUUCAUGUUUAUAAUCCCAACAUUCAUCAUGUCGUUUUGUUACGCAUGCGUGAUAUGGGUACUGUGGGUGAGCACGAAGGAAUUGGCCAAGAUGACCGGGCCAACUGGUCCAGACAGGGAGGUGUACGUUGACGAAGACUGCCGGACAGGCCUGACCCAGGCACUUCAUGACGGCCCACGAAAACAGACCAUCACGAAAGCUGCCAAGGAACACAGUGCCGCCAUACAGACAGCACGGAAACAGGUGAUCAAGAUGCUUAUUACCGUGGUCAUUAUCUUCCUGCUCGCCUGGGGACCAAAACUCAUCCUCAAUGUGAUGAUCAAGCACGAACUCACAUUCCUCUUUGCGACGGGGUCGGACGUCGGCAAGAAUUUCAUCAACUUACUGCCGUACAUACAGAGUUGUCUCAAUCCGAUUGUCUACGGGUUCAUGUCCAGCAACUUCCGGCGGAGCAUGCGCUAUGCUUGCCGGACGUACAUCUGCCGGAACAAGGACGUCUUAACCUGUCUAAUACCCCAAAAAGAGCGAACCUCAGAAUACGAAAUGGAGACAAAAACCAACGGAACUACGCAGACAGCAAUCCCAUCACGGUAUUCGCCGCCUGGACGGAAAAGUCUACGCCGCGGACCGGAGCCCGGCACGGAAACUGAGUUUGAUAGCGUGAACUUACAAGAAAGUCGUUGAAAUGCUCUGAUUACUUUUAGUAGGAAACGCAUUGGGUGUUUGCAUUUACUUGCAUUGCUGGCCCGUUAAAGAGUAAUUGCUUGCCUGGGAGAUCGCUAUUUGCGUGGUCGUCGCACACCCAGCGCAGAAGAGUUCUCCAUGCCGCAAGAUACGGUUCGUUCGAUACUCAGGUCAAGACAUGGAAGAGCAGUGGGCGAAUACAUAGCCAAAAUAAACGUCGCCCUUCAGAGAGAGUUGCCACAGUGAUACAACGAAUAUUUCACGACUGCCCUGGUUACAAGUCAAGAGGAUUAGGUCCAACAGUGGGACCGCUUUUUAAGCGUUAUCGGGCGUGUCACGUAAGAUGCGCGCUGUUGAAGACCGUUAACACUGUUUAGGCGCGGUCCGGCCGUACCUUCAGAUGAAAUGACGUUUCGACAUAUGGAGGUGUUUAUAGGUUGAGAAGCUUUUGUUAUCUGCCUUGUUCGACCAGAUCAGCGCCCAUAAGCUUCCUCAGGAGUAGACUGAUGGUUGCUAGAGUGCUAAAUGUGACAUGAAGGAUAAAUGACACCAUCGAUAUCAAAGGACGUGAUGUAUAUAUGAGAAAAUUUGCCUUCCUUACCAGCGUGGCCAUCUACUAACAGAAGGUGAACUAUCAUGCAAUAUAUGGAGGCUAUUUUUAUUGCCUAUAGAUCGCCUGUUCCUCUUUUAUUUACAUAGCAAUUAAUUGAAGGAGGGCACAUUUUCUUAUGCAUGUAGCCUACAUGUAGUGUCCUUCCGAAAGUUAUACCAGAGUCUUUCAAUAAAAAUUGAAGGACUCUGGUUAUGGUAAAUAUUUUAGAGAUCACCGUCAUGGUAAUCAGUACUAUUACGAUAACCAUGUUUGUUUUUCAUUAAUUUUUUUGUAAUAACAAAAUAAUAGCGUACUAGUAUCAGCGUUAGCGUGACGAUGAUCUGUGAGGGACAAUUUGGCCAGAGCUACAUGCAGGAUGUCAAAUUCGUUACUGAUUAUGACAGUUAGGGGACUGGGUGAUGUAUUAUUCAGCGAUAUAUAUAUAUAGAAUUGUUGUACAGUGAGAUAAGAGAGACCCCUAUUAGCGAAUUCGUGCAACUCAAUUUGACCUCUCUGGUUUCUGCCUAUAUAGUCUCCUUUUAAAUCUCUAUAUGACUUCAGACUAGAAUAAACCGUAUUGUUCUUUUCCUGGUCGUGGUUUAAUACGUCUGUCAGUUUCGUGGUGUACAGGUGUCAUGCGACAUCGUUGUCACAUCCGCACUUAUUUUACUACAAUAGAAAUGCACAUAAAUUGGAUUGUUCACAGCUUGUAUUAUAAUUAUCUCCCACAUCAUCGUCAUCAUCACAGUUAUCAUCACCCUCAUCCUCAUCCACAUCCACAUCCUCAUCAUCCUCAUCAUCAUUAUAAUCAUCACUAUCAUCAUCGUUGUCGUCAUCAUUAUCAUCGUCAUC